UAAAACCAGGUGACUUUUGUCGUCUGUUGUUGAUCAAGCGAAAUUGAAACAAUUCAGAUACAAAAUGAGUUGGUGGAUACCUCGCAAACAAUUGCUGAAGAAUAUUAAACAAAUUAGUGAGCAUGCGUGGAGGAAAAUCCUGCCAAAAGAACCAAUCGUAAAGACUUGUCAUUCCAGAAAGCCGUUCGAUUACUUCACUUGAAGGCAACAUAUUGAGACUUCAGCUAUAUUAUAUAACUCUCUGUGGAAACCAAUAUCCUCUAACAAAAACAGCAAUGGCUUUCUCAGUUUCUAAAGUUGUGCUAUUAGCUUUCUCUGCAUCCAUUUUUAUCUACUCAGCCAUUGCACAUGAUUUUUCAAUUGUGGGUUAUUCACCAGAGCACUUGAAUGCCAUGGAUAAACUCAAUGAGCUCUUUGAAUCGUGGAUGUCGAAACAUGGCAAAUCAUACAGAUGUGUUGAAGAAAAGCUGCACAGAUUUGGGAUAUUCAUGGACAACUUAAAGCACAUCGACACGAGGAACAAGCAAGUCAGUAGCUACUGGCUUGGGCUGAACGAAUUUGCUGACUUGAGCCAUGAGGAGUUCAAAAACAAGUAUCUCGGAUUGAAAUCUGAGAUCCUCACAAGGAGAGAUCGCUCCACCAACAACUUCAUGUACAGAGGUGCCACAGAUUUGCCAAAGUCUAUGGAUUGGAGAAAGAAAGGAGCAGUCACUCAGGUCAAGAACCAAGGUUCUUGUGGCAGUUGUUGGGCAUUUUCAACUGUUGCCGCGGUUGAGGGCAUGAACCAGAUUGUCACAGGGAAUCUAACUUCUCUGUCAGAACAAGAGCUGGUAGAUUGUGACAGAAGUUUCAACAGUGGCUGCAACGGUGGUCUAAUGGACUAUGCAUUCGAGUUUAUUGUCUCCAAUGGUGGACUGCAUAGAGAGGAAGACUACCCUUAUCUUAUGGAAGAAGGAACAUGUGAGGAGAAAAAGGAAGAAAUGGAGGUAGUGACCAUCGGUGGUUAUGAAGAUGUGCCGGAAAAUGACGAAGCAAGUCUCCUCAAGGCCCUGGCUCACCAGCCUCUCAGUGUUGCUAUUGAAGCUUCUGGCAGGGAUUUCCAGCUUUACAAUGGGGGAGUAUUCGAUGGGCCUUGCGGAACCGAGCUAGAUCAUGGAGUAGCAGCUGUUGGAUAUGGAACAUCAAAGGGGUCAGAUUAUAUCAUUGUCAAGAACUCUUGGGGACCAAAAUGGGGGGAAAGAGGAUACAUCAGGAUGAAGAGAAACACUGGAAAACCUGAAGGGCACUGCGGUAUCAAUAAGUUAGCAUCUUACCCCAUCAAGACUAAAUGAUACAAAGCUGCAGAUUUUCCUAGUCAUAACACUGUUCUCACAAUAUUCCCCGUCAUUCUAUCUUUGAUUGUCAAUGAAAACUUCUUACAAUAAAUCACCUCCAAAUUACAUAAACAAAUGCUCAGAAUGUAACAGCCGCUACCCAAAUAAAUUUUCCCAUUCUUUCUCGAGAAAAGGCAUAUUAAUGAU
Molecule: messenger RNA, 1520 nt
Organism: Tripterygium wilfordii
Lineage: Eukaryota; Viridiplantae; Streptophyta; Magnoliopsida; Celastrales; Celastraceae
Product: cysteine protease XCP1
Exons: 4
Coding region: 276-1331 (351 amino acids)
Cellular component (GO): lysosome
Molecular function (GO): cysteine-type endopeptidase activity
Source: RefSeq, a predicted model, not a curated record